This is a messenger RNA of Etheostoma cragini (Arkansas darter), 2053 nucleotides long. RefSeq names its product proteinase-activated receptor 1-like. Bases 24 to 1565 code for a protein of 513 amino acids. Gene Ontology annotation, cellular component: membrane. The transcript has 2 exons. Gene Ontology annotation, biological process: positive regulation of Rho protein signal transduction; blood coagulation; positive regulation of blood coagulation. Gene Ontology annotation, molecular function: thrombin-activated receptor activity. The record is from RefSeq and is a predicted model, not a curated record. Lineage: Eukaryota; Metazoa; Chordata; Actinopteri; Perciformes; Percidae.
GUGACAUCAACCGAUAGGAAUGCAUGUGUGCGCGCAGUCUGCAGCUGAUUAGUGGACCGGGGCGUUCCGGACCCACCGGACAGUGUGGGCGGGAACAAAACACAGUCCCAUUCUCUGGACGAGCAGCAGAAACAACCUGGAGGAGGCACGAGAAGCACGGGGAACGGAAAGGCCAGAUAAUCGACAUAUUACCAUUCUCUCUGCUGGUUUUGUUUUUCUUCUUCGUGAGUUCGUGUUCCGGCGGCAACAUGUUUUCAGCGGGUCCGAAAACGUUGCUGUUGGUGCUGGUGUGUGCGCGCGCUGCCUCGGGGAGAGCCACCAACGACACACAACGUGCACGAGGGAGAACCUUCUCUUUUUUUGACCCUUUAGCCGAUCCCGUGACCCUGGAUGCACCAGAUGAUGGCGUUGCCAAAUCGAAUCGCUCCACCGGUGUGCCGGUGCAUAACGUAACCAAGGAAAUCUCCGAGGAGGCGCUGGUGUUUCUGACGGGCCCGGUGUCCACCGUCCUCAUACCUUCCUUCUACACGCUGGUCUGCGUAUUCAGUGUUCCGAUCAACAUCUGCGCGCUGCUGGCCUUCGCUCGGAGGAUCCGUCCUAAGAAGCCGGCGGCCAUCUACAUGCUGAACCUGGCCUGUGCUGACCUGCUCUUUGCCGCGCUGCUCCCCUUCAAGAUCGCCUACCACUUUGGCGGCAACAACUGGAUAUUCGGAGCACUCGCGUGCCGCGUUGUCACCGCGGCUUUUUACUGGAACAUGUAUUGCUCUAUUCUCCUCAUAGGCUGCAUCAGCGUGGACCGGCUUCUCGCUGUAGUCUAUCCAAUCAAAUCCCUGGCUUGGAGGAGGCCGCAGAGGUCAUACAUAGCAUGCGCAGCCAUGUGGAUGCUGUCCUUCGCCGGUUCGGUGCCGCUCGUCCUCUCCACCCAUACCAUCUACCUGAGACAGUUGGACAUCACCACCUGCCACGAUGUCCAGCACUUGGAAGACCUCAUCGGGCACUACAGGAUCUACUUCAUCGCGCUCUGCUGCGCCCUCUUCUUCCUGCCGCUGCUCAUCACAGUGGUGUCCUACGUGUGGGUCAUCUGGUCGCUGAGCAGAGUCCCGCGCGGGGUUCCAGGACGCUCGCGCAGGAGAACCAGAGCAGUGGUGAUAGCUUUGACCGUGCUGGUGAUGUUCGUGCUGUGUUUCACGCCCACCAACUGUCUGCUUCUGGCGCACUACCUGCAGUUCAACAAGGGAGUCCAGCAGAGCCGGGCCGCCCCCGAUGGCUCCUACGCAGUCUAUCUGGUCUUUAUGUGUUUGGGAAGCCUCAACUGCCUGCUGGAUCCUCUGGUCUACUACUUUGGAUCGUCCCAAUGCCAGAGAGAACUGUCCCGCGUGUUGAGGUGUCAGAAGAUCACAGACAACAGCUGCAACAGUCACUCGUCAUCUGAUUCACGCCAAUCCAGCAGAGGAACAAUUGUGAAACCCAGACAUACAGAAAGCUCCCAAAUAAACACUCAAAACACAAAAAUGGACUCUUUCCAAGAGAGCCUCAACAGCCAGUACAAGAAGCUGCUGGUCUGACGCACUGGGCAGACAUGCAUCAGAGUGACUUUAACUGUGAUUUUAAAGCUGCCCUGCCACACGUUUUUCAUUACUUUGUGGUAAUGGCUGAAGUUCUACCAUAGACUCUGUAACAUUUUUUGUUGAAAAAAUACCUUUUUCCCCUUGUUUCAAGCCAUUCUAGUGUGCUACAGAAAGCCGCAAGAAGACUCAGCUCUAUUUGUGCCAGUUCUCAGUAAUACUCAACGAGCUUAGCUGCUUGACUCUUAUUGGCUAACAGCUAGCCAAUGAGAGCCUAACUAUCACCAACCUUUACCCAGCGCAACUGGUCCAGCUCAUGAAUAGUAAUGAGCUCAGACAACGUGACGUCAGACUGACCAGCUGUUGUGAUUGGCCUGAUUUCUCCUCUUAUGUCUCUCCAGUGGCUAGAGCUCACAGAGGAGGUAGACGUUCAUUUUCACAUUCACGACAUUACACAUUAACAUUAACACAUAUGGACCUAAAUAUUU